AUGGUAUGUGAAAAAUGUAAGUGUUUGCUCCUGUAACCCGUUGAAAACAAUAUAUUAAUCUUAAUAUUAUAUUAAAGCGUAACAAAUAAGUUGCAGGUACUUCAAAACUGACCAAGCUAGCUACGAUACACAAAGGACCGAGUUCGUCGAAGAAAGUGACAAAUGAGAACAAACUUCUGACAUCGAAGGCCAGGUUCAAACCUGAAAAGGAGACCUUCAAGAAGUGCAGGAUAUGCAAGAAGAUGUGUCAUCAUGUAGCCGCCCAUUACUGCCAAGAUUGUGCCUAUCAGAAGGGAAUCUGCCCAAUGUGCGGGAAGAAAGUGUUGGAGACCAACAACUACAGGCAAAGUCUAGUUUGA
This is a messenger RNA of Bursaphelenchus okinawaensis, 359 nucleotides long. NCBI's taxonomy places the organism in Eukaryota, Metazoa, Nematoda, Chromadorea, Rhabditida, Aphelenchoididae. The record is from the annotation of a GenBank genome assembly.